Molecule: messenger RNA, 1296 nt
Organism: Lathyrus oleraceus (garden pea)
Lineage: Eukaryota; Viridiplantae; Streptophyta; Magnoliopsida; Fabales; Fabaceae
Product: vesicle-associated protein 4-1
Exons: 7
Coding region: 303-1037 (244 amino acids)
Biological process (GO): endoplasmic reticulum membrane organization
Cellular component (GO): endoplasmic reticulum membrane; plasma membrane
Source: RefSeq, a predicted model, not a curated record
CGUUUUUAAAAUUUAAGAUAUAAAAAAAUACUAACACUCAUAUUCCCAAAAAAAUAUUUUUACAUAGUUUAUUAACCAUAGCCUCAUUUUAGAAAUAAAUGAGUAGGAGCGUGUGCAUUAAAUAAAACGCUACCUGAGAGAAACACGUUCUCCCAAAAGUCGUUGCGAAACACACACAGUACAACACUGCAUUCUCUGUUUCAUCUCUUCAUCUUCAACUACUCUGAAAUACCAAACCAUAAAACGCUGCGUUGCGUUUAUUCUGUUUUGAUUUUUCAACUCCUCUCUGACCUAACUCCACCAUGGCCAUCGCCGGCCACCACAAACCGAACCCCGACGCUAACCUCUUCCGCCUUUGUCCUUUUUGGAGUUCUGGCAACACACAGAACCAAUCCCAAGCAAACGCUCAAAAAUCCCCCAAAACGGUGUCGUCUGUAGCGAGGUCGUUGUUACUACCUCCCCGCCGUAGACUCCGUCUUGACCCUUCCAAUCACCUCUACUUUCCAUAUGAACCGGGUAAGCAGGUUAAAAGUGCUGUUCGAUUAAAAAACACUAGCAAGUCUUGUGUUGCUUUCAAGUUUCAAACAACUGCACCAAAAAGUUGUUACAUGCGGCCUCCUGGUGGCAUUCUUGCACCUGGAGAAAGUGUUAUUGCAACUGUGUUUAAAUUUGUGGAACAACCUGAAAACAAUGAAAAAAUGUCAGACCAGAAGAACAAGGUCAAGUUCAAAAUCAUGAGUCUCAAAGUGAAAGAAGGGGUGGACUAUGUGCCUGAGCUGUUUGAUGAACAAAAGGAUCUAGUUACAGUGGAACGAGUCUUGGGGGUUGUAUUUUUAGAUCCAGAACGACCAAGUCCAGCUUUGGAAAAACUGAAAAGACAAUUGGCUGAAGCUGAUGCUGCACUUGAAGCUCGGAAGAAGCCUGCUGUGGAGACAGGUCCUCGAGUUGCUGCUGAAGGUCUUGUCAUUGAUGAAUGGAAAGAACGAAGGGAAAAGUACCUGGCCCGACAGCAAAUUCAAACAGUAGAAUCAGUGUAAAGCCCAAUUUGUUCUUCCAGCUUGUGCUUUUCUUCAGAGAACAAUAAACCAAGAUGUUAGUGAUGUCGAUUUUUUCGCAACCAACCUUGGAUGAGAUUCAAGAUAUAACAUAGUCUGUUGGUAUUAUUGUGAAUGUUCUUGUUCUUUGGAAGAAAAGUCAUAUCUGUAUAUAGUAGAAUUUGCUUGUUUGUAAAAUAAAUGCUAGUGUUCACAGCCAUCCUUGUGAAAUAAUGUUAAAAUAACAUAUUAUUCAUGAUCA